Messenger RNA from Pyricularia pennisetigena, 1212 nucleotides. RefSeq lists its product as uncharacterized. The record is from RefSeq and is a predicted model, not a curated record. The coding region runs from base 1 to 1212 and encodes 403 amino acids. The transcript has a single exon. Gene Ontology annotation, molecular function: catalytic activity. Lineage: Eukaryota; Fungi; Ascomycota; Sordariomycetes; Magnaporthales; Pyriculariaceae.
AUGGCCACUGCUCCACCUCCUCUGACUGGACUCAAAGUCCUCGAGUUUGCCGGCCUAGCCCCAGGACCCUUCGCCGGCAUGCUCCUUGCCGAUGCCGGCGCCUCGGUCCUACGACUGGAUCGCCCUGGCAAGGCCCCUACCGAGGACAUGCUGGCACGCCGCAAGGCAUCCAUUGCCGUCGAUCUCAAGUCGGCCGGCGGCAUCGCUCUGGUCGCCAAGCUUGCAGGCCAUGCCGAUGUGCUCAUCGACCCUUUCCGCCCCGGCGUGCUCGAGCGCCUGGGUCUCGGCCCGGAAGUCCUGCGCGCCGCAAACCCGCGUCUCAUCUACUCCCGCAUCACCGGCUUCCGCCGCGACGGCAAGUACGCCGACAUGGCUGGUCACGACAUUAACUACCUGGCGGUCUCGGGCGCCUUGUCAAUGUUGGGCCGCAAGGGCGAGAAGCCCACGCCACCCUGGAACAUCCUCGCCGACUUUGCCGGUGGAGGGGCGACCCUGUUCCAAGGGAUCCUUCUCGCGCUCGCAGCGAGGGCUGCGAAUGGUGGCAAGGGCCAGGUGGUCGAGGCCAACAUGGUCGAUGGAACCGCGUACCUGGCAACGUUUCCGCGAAUGGCUCUCAAGACAAUCCUGGGCGGCGCUCCGAGGGGGGAGAAUAUGCUCGACACGGGCUGUCCGUUUUAUGACACGUACGAGACGGCUGACACGGGCAACUACAUGGCCGUCGGAGCCCUGGAGCCGCAAUUCUUCGCCGUGCUCAUGCGUGGGCUUGGUUUGCAGGGUCAAGGAUGGGAGGAGAAGCGAUACGACAGGGAUGUCUGGCCUGAGCUGAGGGCUCUGUUCGAGAAGACGUUCAAGUCCCGGACUAGGGCUGAGUGGGAGGCCGUCUUUGACGGGACAGAUGCGUGCUGCACUCCCGUGCUAACCUUUCCAGAGCUGGAGGAUGGGAGGACGAGCCGCUCACGGCCUAGGGAGGGUGACCAGCGACCACCUGUAGGUCUGCGAGACACACCCCUGCUGGCUGUACAUCAAACCGUGCAGAAUCCAGCCGUGCAGGGACAGGGCGCUGGUGUUCCUGGCGAUGGUUAUGAGGCAGUUUACCUGCGGCCCGGACAAGGCGGCGAGGAACUGCUGGGGCAGUGGCUUGGCUGGGUCAAGGGGAGGGAAUAUGAGGCUGUCGGUGGGGGGCUCGUCCUUAACGACAAGUCAAAACUCUAG